Messenger RNA from Thlaspi arvense, 2448 nucleotides. The record is from the annotation of a GenBank genome assembly. Lineage: Eukaryota; Viridiplantae; Streptophyta; Magnoliopsida; Brassicales; Brassicaceae.
AUGGAUAUCGGCUUGAGAAUUCUUGUCGUUUCCGCAUUUAUUAUUACUGUGACAGCAGAGGUUUACAUUGUGACUAUGGAAGGAGAUCCAAUCAUAAGUUACAAAGGUGGAGAAAAUGGUUUUGAAGCAACUGCUGUCGAAUCUGAUGAGAAGAUUGAUACAUCAAGUGAGUUGGUGACAUCGUAUGGUCGUCACUUAGAGAGGAAGCACGAUAUGAUUCUUGGGAUGCUCUUUGAGGAAGGAUCAUACAAAAAGCUUUACAGCUAUAAACACCUUAUUAAUGGAUUUGCAGCUCAUGUUUCUCCUGAGCAGGCAGAAACACUUCGUCGCGCCCCCGGAGUGAAGUCUGUCAACAAAGACUGGAAAGUGAGGAGACUCACCACGCAUACACCGGAGUUUCUGGGACUUCCAACAGAUGUUUGGCCGACAGGUGGUGGUUUCGAGAGAGCAGGAGAAGAUAUUGUAAUCGGCUUUGUUGACUCAGGGAUUUAUCCGCAUCACCCGAGUUUCGCCUCUCACCACAGACUACCUUAUGGCCCUCUUCCUCAUUACAGAGGGAAAUGUGAAGAAGAUCCUCAUACAAAGAAGAGCUUCUGCAACAGGAAGAUUGUUGGAGCUCAACAUUUUGCUGAAGCUGCUAAAGCGGCUGGUGCAUUUAACCCUGAUAUCGACUAUGCAUCGCCAAUGGAUGGCGAUGGCCACGGAAGUCAUACAGCAGCUAUUGCAGCUGGGAAUAAUGGUAUUCCGUUGAGAAUGCACGGUUAUGAGUUCGGAAAAGCAAGUGGGAUGGCUCCACGUGCAAGGAUUGCUGUUUACAAGGCUCUUUACCGGCUUUUUGGAGGCUUUGUUGCUGAUGUAGUUGCUGCGAUUGAUCAGGCUGUUCAUGAUGGAGUUGAUAUCCUUAGCCUCUCUGUUGGUCCAAACAGUCCUCCAACAACGACCAAGACAACAUUCUUGAAUCCAUUCGAUGCUACGCUUCUUGGAGCUGUAAAAGCUGGUGUUUUCGUUGCUCAAGCUGCUGGUAACGGAGGCCCAUUUCCCAAGACUUUGAUUUCAUAUAGCCCCUGGAUAACUACUGUCGCAGCUGCAAUUGAUGAUCGAAGAUACAAAAACCAUCUUACCCUUGGGAAUGGAAAAAUGCUGGCUGGGAUGGGAUUAUCUCCAUCAACUCGGCCUCAUCGGUUGUACACUUUGGUUUCUGCAAAUGAUGUUCUGUUGGAUUCAUCUGUUUCCAAGUAUAAUCCAUCUGAUUGCCAGAGACCAGAAGUUCUGAACAAGAAACUGGUUAAAGGAAAGAUUCUCCUCUGUGGAUAUUCUUUCAACUUCGUUGUUGGUACGGCUUCAAUCAAGAAAGUCGUUGAAACCGCCAAGCAUCUCGGUGCUACUGGUUUUGUUCUCGUCGUUGAAAAUGUGUCUCCGGGAACAAAGUUCGAUCCCGUUCCUUCUGCCAUUCCAGGAAUCCUGAUUACAGAUGUGUCUAAGUCAAUGGAUUUGAUCGAUUACUACAACGCCAGUACAUCAAGAGAUUGGACAGGACGAGUAAAAAGCUUUAAGGCCGAGGGAAGCAUAGGAGAUGGUUUAGAACCUGUUCUUCACAAAUCAGCACCUCAAGUGGCAUUGUUCUCAGCUAGAGGACCCAAUACCAAAGAUUUCAGCUUUCAAGAUGCUGAUCUUCUCAAACCGGAUAUUCUUGCACCCGGUUAUCUGAUAUGGGCUGCUUGGUGUCCAAAUGGAACAGACGAACCCAACUACGUCGGCGAAGGAUUUGCGCUAAUAUCAGGAACCAGCAUGGCUGCACCACACAUAGCCGGGAUAGCUGCACUUGUGAAGCAAAAGCAUCCUCAAUGGAGCCCAGCUGCUAUCAAAUCAGCUUUGAUGACAACCUCAACAGUCAUAGAUAGAGCAGGAAGGCCUCUUCAGGCACAGCAAUAUUCAGACACAGAGGCUGUAACGUUUGUUAAAGCCACUCCUUUUGAUUACGGAAGUGGCCAUGUCAAUCCUAGUGCUGCUCUAGAUCCUGGUCUUAUCUUUGAUGCAGGUUAUGAGGAUUAUCUUGGAUUCUUGUGCACUACACCAGGAAUCGAUGCCCAUGAGAUAAGAAACUACACAAACACGCCUUGUAACUAUGAGAUGAAACAUCCUUCAAACUUCAAUGCACCAUCUAUCGCCAUUUCUUACCUUGUGGGUACCCAAACGGUAACAAGGAGAGUGACGAAUGUGGCUGAAGUAGAAGAAACGUACACAAUAGCAGCUAGGAUGCAGCCGUCUAUAGCCAUUGAAGUGAAUCCACCGGCAAUGACUCUCAGACCCGGCGCUUCUAGAAGUUUCUCGGUCACUCUGACCGUGAGAUCGGUUUCUGGAGUAUACAGCUUCGGAGAGGUGAAGUUGAAAGGUAGCCGAGGGCAUAAGGUGAGGAUCCCGGUGGUGGCUCUGGGACAUCGGCGAUGA